AUGGGAUGGAUCAGCCCGGUCAUCGUUCGUGGCAAAAUACUCCUCCAGGAGUUGUGGUUAGCCGGGGUUGACUGGGAUCAACCUUUGUCUCCCAACAUGGUGGAGCGUUGGAAAUUGUUACGCGUGGAGCUGGCGGAUCUCCACGCGAUCCGUAUACCUCGCUGGGUGGGUUGGUCCCCCAGCGUUGAGGCGGAGUUACAUGGGUUCUCCGACGCCUCCGAGCGAUCUUACGCGGCGGCAAUAUACCUCGUGACGAGGCCCCGGGACGGGCCGGCGGCAGCAAGCUUGCUGUUCGCAAAAACCCGGGUGUCCCCAGUUAGACGGGUCACGCUGCCCCGUUUGGAGUUGUGCGGUGCGCACUUGCUGGCGUGGGCCAUCCACUUCGUCCUCCAUGCUGUGCCCGGGAUGGCACCGAAGGUGUGCUGUUGGACGGACUCUACCGUGGCCCUCGCGUGGAUCCGCGGCCACCCGUCCCGUUGGAGCUCCUUUGUUGCCAAUCGCGUCGGGGCGAUACACGAAAUGAUUUCGGGUGCCCGUUGGGGUCAUGUAUCGACGGUAGACAAUCCCGCGGAUGCCGCCACCCGUGGACUGUCGCCAGCAGCACUGCGCAGCCACGACAUAUGGUGGGGGGGUCCCACGUGGCUGUUGCUCCCGGAAGACCGUUGGCCAAAACGGGAGCCCCUGUUGAUGACGGCGCCGGAGGAACGCCGCGUCGUGCACGCCGCCACGGUGGCCUUACCUAAAUAA
Molecule: messenger RNA, 747 nt
Organism: Odontomachus brunneus
Lineage: Eukaryota; Metazoa; Arthropoda; Insecta; Hymenoptera; Formicidae
Exons: 1
Coding region: 1-747 (248 amino acids)
Source: RefSeq, a predicted model, not a curated record